AUGGCCGCUGAAGACGACCAAUCUCAGCCUCUCUCGACGAAGAGACGGCAUUCCGCCGUCGAGGGUGACGACGACAAUGGAAAUGAGUCGUCCUCGGAUGAUGACUUCGGACCUGCCCUGCCCUCUGCCGAUGCGCCAAAGAAAAAACGGCGAAAGCUCCCCUUCGAGAAGGUCUACGUAAAUGCGCUGCCCACCUCGUCGAGAUACUCCAAAUCCCUUAUGCACAAGGACCAAUUAUCCUUUGUGACCAUGUCUCCACACACCGAUUUCCUGAUCACCUCGUCAAUUGAUGGUUUUGUUAAGUUCUGGAAAAAGAUGGCGGUCGGCAUCGAGUUCGUCAAGGAGUUCCGCGCUCACAGCACCGAGAUUAGGAGCGUCAGUGUAAGCGCCGAUGGAAGGAGCUUUGCGACAGCGGGAGCCGACAAAACGGUCAAAAUCUUUGAUGUCAUCACGUUUGAUUUACUGGCCAUGAUCACACUCGACUUGACUCCGCGCUAUGUUUGCUGGGUGCAUCGACGAGGCGCAUCAUUGCCAUUGCUGGCGGUAACGGACGAAGAGAGCAGUGCGAUUCAGGUCUUCGAUGGGCGCGGUGAGAAUGUCACUCCCUUACACACGGUCAAGUCGAUCCACCGCAACCCCGUCGCUGCCAUUGCGUUCAACGACGCCUACGAUUGUGUCAUCUCGGCCGACGAAUCCGGGAUGAUCGAAUACUGGCGAGCAGGCGAUGGCUCCUUUGAGAAGCCCGACAACGUCUUCGAACUGAAGUCAUCUACCAACCUCUUCGAAUUCAAAAAGGCCAAGUCGGUCCCAACAUCCCUGACCAUCUCACCGUCGGGCAAGCAAUUCGCCACAUUCUCCUUUCCAGAUCGCCAAGUGCGAGUUUUUGACUUCCCCACGGGCAAGCUGCACCGCAAAUACGAUGAAUCACUGUCCACUCUGACCGACAUGCAACAAGCCGGCACGGCCAUCUACCAGCUAGACGAACUGGAAUUUGGCCGUCGGCUGGCAGUGGAGCGAGAACUCGAAAACCCAAUAACUAAGCCCCGGGUAAAUGUCAUCUUCGACGAGUCGGGGCAUUUCAUUCUCUACGGCUCUUUAUACGGCGUCAAAUGCAUCAACACGUACACGAACCGCGUGGUUCGCGUUUACGCGAAAGACGAACCGUUCCGGGCGCUUAACCUUGCCAUGUAUCAGGGCCAACCGCAGAAGAAGGGUGUAGUGACCGUAUCCAUGGCCGCCAGUUCGAACCCUCUCCUCCAGGAAGCCGAAGAGCGAGACCCGAUCCUGAUCAGCACCGGGUUUGCGAAGAUCCGAUUCUACCUGUUCACCAACGAGACCGAGAUUUCUAAAUCCUCGCGCGACGUCCAGAACGAACGUCCCACACAAUCUACCGGCGGCCACGAGACAGCUACCCAGAAGACUAAAGAACUCGGCACGUCCGCCAUCCUCCACACAACAAUGGGCGACAUCCAUUUACGUCUCUUCCCAUCCGCCGCGCCCAAAGCCGUCGAGAAUUUCGUGACCCAUGCGCGCGAUGGCUACUACAACAAUACCAUCUUCCAUCGGGUGAUCCGCAAAUUCAUGAUACAGGGCGGUGAUCCUAUGGGCGACGGAACGGGCGGCGAGUCCAUCUGGGGUGGGGAGUUCGAGGAUGAAUUCUCCAGUUUGAAGCACGACAAGCCUUACACCUUGUCCAUGGCGAAUGCGGGACCGAAUACCAACGGCAGCCAGUUUUUCAUCACGACGGAAAAGACGCCCUGGUUGGACAACAAACACACUGUGUUUGGUCGGGCUGUCCAGGGUCUCGAUGUGGUGCAUAAGAUCGAAAAUACCAAGACUUACAAGGAAAAGCCCGAGCAAGAUAUUAAAAUCGUCAGUAUUACUAUGUCAUGA
Aspergillus tanneri is the source of this 1893-nucleotide messenger RNA. RefSeq names its product WD40 repeat domain-containing peptidylprolyl isomerase (gene PPWD1). Lineage: Eukaryota; Fungi; Ascomycota; Eurotiomycetes; Eurotiales; Aspergillaceae. Gene Ontology annotation, molecular function: peptidyl-prolyl cis-trans isomerase activity; protein binding. The record is from RefSeq and is a predicted model, not a curated record. Gene Ontology annotation, biological process: protein peptidyl-prolyl isomerization; protein folding. The coding region runs from base 1 to 1893 and encodes 630 amino acids. The transcript is spliced from 3 exons.